AUGAGAGGUUAUUUGGUUUCUUUGGGUUACAAUACUUGGAAGGCUAUGGAAACUAAGUAUGUUCUACAAGAAAAUGGUCUUAACAUUCCAAAUGAGAUUCAAGCUUAUGAAGAAAAUGAAAAGGCAAGGUAUGCUCUCUUCAAUGCAUUAUCAAAAAUUAAAUUAACUAAAGUUAUCUCUUUGAAUAUUGUUCAUGAGGUUUGGCAGAAGCUGAAAGACAUCUAUGAAGGGAAUGAGAGAGUCAAGCUGACAAAGAGGUUAAAAACUAAGAGAAGAUACAAAAACUUGAGGUUAGAAGGAGAAGACAUUGUAAGCUACUUUGAGAAAUUUUAUACUACAGUAAAUGAGAUCAGAGAACUUAGAGGCACCUUGAGUGAUGAAGAUGUGAUUGACAAAAUCCUAAUGACAUUACCAGUAAGCUAUAAUGAUAAGAACUCGAUGAUUGAAGAAACUUAUGAUCCAAAGAAAUUCAACAAAGAGCAGCUAUUUGGUUCCCUGACUGCAUUCAAAGUAAGGAUAUUUGGAAAGGAUAAAGACAAGUCAGAGACUGCAUUCAAGGCAUUUGAAGACAGUCUGAAUGAUGAAGAGAGCUUGGAUGAGGUGGAAGAAAACUUUAUGAGAAAAUUGAAGAAAGGAACUGACAAGUACAAAGAUGAUGAAUCAAACUAUGAGGAUAGUGAUUGCUUGUUUCUAGUAGAAAAUGAUAUUCCUAAGUUUGAUAUCUCUAAGAUUGUUGCUAAUAUAUUUCAUGCUAGAAGAGAUAAGAAUGAAUGGUUGAUUGACAAUAUGUGUGAAAGUGGAUACAAUGUUGUUUUUCAGGACAAUGGAUGUGAAGUCCAGAAGGAGUCUGAAAUGAUCAUUACAGCUGGAAGAAGGACAAAUGGAAAUAUGUACCAGUUGAAAGGAGCUACAAAACACUACUUGAUAUCACAACUUGAUGAUGACUGGCUAUGGCACUGA
Molecule: messenger RNA, 960 nt
Organism: Cryptomeria japonica (Japanese cedar)
Lineage: Eukaryota; Viridiplantae; Streptophyta; Pinopsida; Cupressales; Cupressaceae
Exons: 3
Coding region: 1-960 (319 amino acids)
Source: RefSeq, a predicted model, not a curated record